CGAAGUUGUCUCUCUAGUUUUUUUCGCGGCGGCACCGUGAAACUUUGUGCGUUCUAGUUAAUUUCAUUUUAUUCGCGUAUUUUGGUGCUGUGUGUGUGUAUAUGUGUGUGUGAGCUGUACGGCUCUCGUAAAUAGCAUUUUAUUCAACGGCAAGUGUACGAUACGCGUUUCGCAUUCGCGUUCGCGGUCGCCUGUGUACGGGGUAUCGGUUUUGGUAAUAUUAACCUGUUAACAACGAGUUCGCCAUGUUUACGUGUCGUCGUCGCAGGCGAAGGGGCAUUUCGAUAUAGAGUUGAUUAUUUUUUUCCUUCAUUUUCCACACGUCGAAAAAAAAAUUACCUACGCUGUGUCGCGUUACCUACCAACUUAACACGCAGACAAAUAGACUUUCGAAUACCAUAAACAGAAGAUGAAUCCUCGUUCAUGAUAAGUUAACGUGAGCCACCAAAUGUUAUUUACAUAACACGAUACGGAAACCGAAAUAGAAAAGUAUAAGGCGGUUAUGUCGUCUUUACUUUUUAUUAACAAAUGGUUCAAGAAGAAGUGACCGAUACAGCAGUAUGCCGUGUUAUGCGAGGAUACAGCAAUCGGACGCAACCUUACAAUAAAUUACACGCACAGAAUUCAGCUGAUUCCAAUUUCUCAAAUCCAUCUUCGGACCUGUCGCUUGACGAGGAAAAAGAAGCGCUUCGGCGCGAAAAAGAAGGCCAGGCUCUCGCUCAACUGGAGAAAGCAAGAGAAAAACCAGUAGCUUUUGCUGUGAGAACGAACGUGGCCUACGAUGCCGCAGUGGACGACGAUUCACCAGUUCAUGGUUUCGCGGUAUCCUUCAACGUGAGGGAAUACUUACACAUAAAAGAAAAAUACGAUAAUAACUGGUGGAUCGGGCGUUUGGUGAAGGAAGGAUGCGACGUAGGCUUCAUUCCGUCACCUUUAAAACUCGAAAACUUAAGACUGCAACAGACUCAAGUGCGAAACACAAAACUAUACAUGACCAAACCAGCAUUAUCCGGUAAUUUAGGCGCACUAGCGUCUGACAUGCUGACACCAGCAAAAAGCGCCAAUUCGAGUGGCUCUUCCCCGCCUUCUCCUGUCGAAGAAGAAGAACUGUCAGGCGGUACAGGAGGAGGCAAAUCGAGAACAAAUCUAACACCGCCUUCCAAAGAAAAACGGAAACCUUUUUUUAAAAAACAAGAAUCAGCAGCGCCUUAUGAUGUGGUACCGUCGAUGCGUCCCGUAGUUUUAGUUGGUCCCUCGCUCAAAGGAUACGAAGUCACCGAUAUGAUGCAGAAAGCUUUAUUUGAUUUUUUAAAACGUAGAUUCGAAGGAAGAAUAAUCAUAACCAGAGUAACAGCUGACGUCUCACAAGCCAAAAGAUCAUUCCUAAACAACCCUUCUAAACGUCCAUUACUCGAAAGAACCAAAGUAAAUUCGGCUGUCGAAGUACAAAAUGAAAUCGAGAGAAUAUUCGAACUAGCGAGAACAUUACAGUUAGUAGUUCUGGACUGCGAUACCGUCAAUCAUCCGUCACAAUUAAUGAAAACGUCACUAGCACCGAUAAUCGUUUACGUGAAAAUUUCAAGUCCAAAGGUACUCCAAAGACUAAUCAAAUCGAGAGGGAAAUCACAAUCGAGGUUUCUAAACGUACAAAUGGUAGCUGCCGAAAAGCUUAGCACGUGUCCGUCGGAAAUGUUUGAUGUGAUUUUAGACGAAAAUCAGUUAGAAGAAGCCUGCGAGCAUUUGGGCGAAUACCUCGAAGCGUACUGGAGGGCUGCUCAUCCGCCUUCGGCUCCAAUCAUUACGCAAACACCAAUUUUAGCUCGAUCGCAUUUAUCACCUUCGGAUGAAAUUCACGCCAACAUGAUGACUCAUAAUUCGACGUCGCCUCCAGGAAUGCGCCAUGGGUAUCCGUUCAGUCACCCUGAAAGAGGCUAUUUACCAGUACGGGACCGCGGUCGAGGACGUUUGGAACGCGAAAGAACAGCCGAUUACGACGAUUACGAACCAAACGGGCACAACGGAGCUGUCCAUUAUGGCAGUAGUCAAUACCACGUACCAAGGGCCCAAUCUUCUUCACGGCAGCAAAGACAACAACAACAACAACGUCAUCCUUUAUAUUACCAAGGCAGCGACGGCUCCGAUAUAGACAAUUUCCAGCUCAGUCCGCCCGAAGAAGUGGAUCCGACCUAUUUAGGUACCGAAUAUAAUCUUCCUUUUCCAAAUUUAUACGAAUCGUCAAGACGAAGCGCACGUCAUUGAUCGCCAUCCAGAUGCGAGAAAAAUGAAGAAAGAAAAAAACAAACGUCAUUUUUUUCUAAUUUAAAUGCUUACAAGGGAACCCUCCCACAUGAUAAUCUCCGAUUUGAAUAAAAAUUGGACUGGUGGAAAGAGGACCUCAAAAAACCCCCAUCCCCCAAUUUUCAGCUGCUGAAAUUGAUUUUUCGAUUUUUGACGAGCGUUUGAAGUUUUGUGUACACAGGUAAAGUUGUUCUGUAAAUUCGAAAAAUGGCCAUUUCUCUCCACCGCAUGAACUUCAGCAGCUGAAAUUUUGGUCAAAGGGUCUAUGCUUGAUACCUAAUUGACUAAUACUACCGCCGGCCGGAUCUGGAAUUAUCAUCAGAAAUCGAAUUUUUUGCCCAACUGCUGGUUUUUAAAUGCCAUUGAAAAAUUUGAAAAAUGAGUCAAUUAAGCUCUUCUAAUGAACUUCAAGGGCUCAAAUUUUGGUCAAACAGUCUCUGCCGAAUACCAAAUCGACUCAUGCCAUCAUUGGCCGGAUCCGGCCAUCCGUUCAGGAAACAAGAUUUUUUACUGUUUUUUCCCAUGUUAUGAAUGAAUUCAAAAAAUGGCCGUUUCUCCCCACCACAUGAACUUCAGCAGCUGAAAUUUUGGCCAAAGGGUCUCUGCUUGAUACCUAAUCGAUAAGUACUACCGUCGGUCAAAUCUGGAAUUAUCAUCAGAAAUCGAAUUUUUUGACACAUAACAUGAGAAAAAGUAUAAAAAAUACACAAAACUUCACACGCUCGCCAAAAAUAUAAAAAUCAACUUCAGCAGCUGAAAAUUUAGGGAUGGGGUUUUUUUGAGGUCCUCUUUCCACCUGUCCAAGUUUCAUUCAAAUCGGAGAUUAUCAUGUGGGAGGAUUCCCUUGUUAGUACCGCGCAUUGGGCCAAUCAUAGCUCAAGCUACAUAACGUAACUUCACCCUUUUCUUUUUUUCCUUUGUUUUUUUACUUUUCUAUUUUAAAAUAUAUAUUUAUUUUAAAUUGUAUGCUCGAUAUAUAGCGAAAUUGCGAUAAAUGAAAAAAAAAAUUGAAAAAAAUAAACGGAUUCGGUAUCCAUCCGCACAUCCUCUCUCCCUUACUUAUACCCGCUUGACAAUAAUUUAACCUGGAUUUAAAAAAGAGAAUCGAAUCAGCACAGAAAUUCAGCCAAUUACACAGCUUCCCGAUGACAUUUUAUUUGUUUUUUCAUUCGUUAAUCAAACCUGGAAACUGAUACCUAACGUAAAAAAGCUCAUUAGAAUAAAACGACCAAGUUAUUCUUUGUAGAAUUAUGGUUUUAAUUUUUAUUCAAGUUUAUCUUCACUGUUUUUAAUGAAUUAAAUUUUACAUACGACAUUUUUAUUUAGACUGAAAUUUGCAUAUGAACGGGAAAAAAAUCAAAAAAAAAAAAAUUCAGAAUUUCACUCAAAAAGAAAAUUUUUUACUAUAAAAAAAUCGCUUCUAGCCUUUUUAAUUUUGCUACUCAUUUGUUGAGUUUAAAAUAAGCAAAAAAAAAAAGAUGAAGAACCCAUUACGUCAUACUCGAGAAAAAAAACUGAAUUUUAGCAGAAGACUGACCCCCUGACCCCUUUCCUUCCUCCCGCACAAGUGUAAAUGUUAUUUAAAAAGGGCUUUAUCACUCUAUCGUCUCUUUUUUUUCCUAGAACAUCUUUACGCCCAGAGACUUAUUUUUCGUACGAAAAAUUGCAGCGUACAAAUCAUAUACCUUAAUUAUUAAAUAAAGACCUAAUGGGUUUAAUGUGCUCUUCGAACAUAAGAACAAAAAAUUUUUGUUUUUCAUUCAACGGGAGUUGAUUUGAUCGGAAUUUUGUUUUUAAUUUGUAAAUUCAACUUUGUGCUAUUUUUCUAGCGUACAAAUAUUAUAAAUAUAUAUGUAUAAUAUACAUACUUUUUUAAAUUAUUUUAUUUAUUUAUUUAUUGUAUUAAGCUUUGAUGUUCGUUUUAAUUCAAAGUAAUUAUAUUUGUUGUCAUUGUGAUAAAUUUAUUGAUUUACCGUUUAGUAAAAUUUAAAUGAAACAUUGUGUUCUUUGUUUGUUUGUUUUAUUUAUUUAUUUUUCGUUUCUGUAUCAAAGCGUGAUGUUGUAUUACAAGGGCUUCGAAAACUGAAACUGGAAUUCUCUACGAAUAAAUCAUUAGAAUAUUGUGGUAA
Molecule: messenger RNA, 4427 nt
Organism: Planococcus citri (citrus mealybug)
Lineage: Eukaryota; Metazoa; Arthropoda; Insecta; Hemiptera; Pseudococcidae
Product: voltage-dependent L-type calcium channel subunit beta-2-like
Exons: 11
Coding region: 529-2259 (576 amino acids)
Biological process (GO): calcium ion transmembrane transport
Cellular component (GO): voltage-gated calcium channel complex
Molecular function (GO): voltage-gated calcium channel activity; protein binding
Source: RefSeq, a predicted model, not a curated record